This is a messenger RNA of Ilex paraguariensis (yerba mate), 1569 nucleotides long. Lineage: Eukaryota; Viridiplantae; Streptophyta; Magnoliopsida; Aquifoliales; Aquifoliaceae. The record is from the annotation of a GenBank genome assembly.
AUGGGUCACACUACUAUAGUCUCUUUAACAAUGCAGAUUCUAUGCUUAACCCUUUGUUCCCUAAGCUUACCUUGCUCUGCCUUCACCUCAGAACAUUACUCUGACGCCCUUGCAAAAUCUAUACUAUUUUACGAGGGACAGAGGUCAGGUAGAUUACCAUCAACCCAGCGCCAGACAUGGAGGGGUGACUCUGGAUUGUCUGAUGGUUCCUCUUAUCACGUGGACCUUGUAGGAGGAUAUUACGAUGCCGGAGACAAUGUCAAGUUUGGGCUGCCGAUGGCCUUCACGACCACGUUGUUAGCAUGGAGUGUCAUUGAGUUUGGUAACUCCAUGCACAACCAAAUGGAGAAUGUCAAGGCUGCCAUUCGCUGGGGGACUGAUUAUCUUUUAAAAGCAGCCACCGCAACCCCUGCCACCUUAUAUGUCCAAGUGGGGGAGCCAAACAUGGAUCAUCGGUGCUGGGAGAGACCCGAAGACAUGGACACACCACGCAAUGUCUAUAAGGUGUCCUCUCAAAACCCAGGGUCUGAUGUAGCAGCAGAGACAGCCGCUGCAUUGGCAGCGGCUUCAAUUGUCUUCAAGGAGUCUGAUCCUUCUUAUUCCACAAAAUUACUUCAAACUGCCAUGAAAGUGUUCGAUUUUGCAGACAGGUUCAGAGGUUCUUACAGUGACUCUCUCAAUUCAGUAGUCUGUCCAUUUUACUGCUCUUACUCAGGAUAUCAUGAUGAGCUCUUAUGGGGAGCAUCAUGGCUUCAUAGAGCAUCACAGAAUACCUCAUAUUUGGCUUACAUCCAAUCGAACGGCCACACAAUGGGCGCAGAUGAAGAUGACUAUUCCUUCAGUUGGGAUGAUAAGCGACCUGGAACUAAGGUCCUUCUUUCCAAGGUUUUCUUCUUAAACUCAAACGUGCUCUUAGAAUAUAAAAACACUAAUGAUUCAAAGCCUAACUUUUUUUCUGGACCUAUUCCACAGGACUUCUUGGAGAAGAAAACUGAAGAAUUUCAAUUAUACAAAGCACACUCGGAUAAUUACAUAUGUUCUUUGAUACCAGGAUCCCCUAAUUUCCAGGCCCAGUAUACACCAGGAGGGCUUCUCUACAAAGGAAGCGAAAGCAAUCUACAGUAUGUUACGUCGUCGGCUUUCCUCCUCUUGACAUAUGCCAAGUAUCUGAGCACAAACAACGGAGUUGCCACAUGUGGGACUUCAACAGUCACAGCAGACAAGCUGAUUGCCCUGGCAAAGAAACAGGUUGACUACAUAUUAGGUGAUAAUCCAGCAAAGAUAUCAUACAUGGUAGGGUUUGGUCAGAGGUAUCCGCUACACGUCCACCAUAGGGGAUCCUCCUUACCAUCUGUACAUGCUCAUCCAGACCACAUUGCUUGCAAUUCUGGAUUCCAGUACCUGUACUCUGGCUCACCCAAUCCAAAUGUGCUUGUUGGAGCGAUCGUCGGUGGUCCUGACAGCAAAGACAAUUUUGCUGAUGAUCGGAAUAAUUAUCAGCAAUCCGAACCGGCUACAUACAUCAACGCAGCCUUUGUUGGGUCUGUCGCUUACUUCUCAGCCAUAUGA